AUGGUCAGUACCAACAAGGAUCGAGCGGAACACUUUCCCAACGUUAUCUUAUGCAAGCCAAGCGCCAAGCAACUGUUUAUCCGGAAUGUGAUCGGAGAUUGGAACGAAGAAACGCCGGACGCUCUCACAGUCACUCUACUUGGGCCCAGACAACAUCAUGUUCCUCCAAGUGACGACGACAUCGUGGCAGCAGCCAAGCGGCAUCUCAUCCAAUGCAUCUUCUUCUACGGCUUUGGCGCCUUGAUUGUAAAGACGUUGACCAAGCGACCAAAUCGCAUCACCAACCCCUCUCAAUCGAGCUGGCUAGGCACCUUAACAACACAAGCAAGCGCGUUUGGCCAUUUCUCCCUAAGAGACGACGAGGCCCUAGUAUUGACCCUGCGAACGGGUCACGCCUCGUACUGGGUAGUCCCAUUCACAUCCAUGGGAAUGAUCACCCUUCGUCCCGAUAGACAAAUCACGAGCACAAACAGUGUGCAAUCAAAGCAGAAUGAGGAUGGUGCGUACACAAUUGUUGUAUCAGACAUAGACGUCGGCGCUCCCAACUGGAUCACGACACAGGGUCGUACAAAUGGAACCGUCAUGGUACGGUGGCAUGGCUUACCAGCGGAUCAGACGAGCGCGGGAUCCGUUGCAGUUGAGAGUCGUGUGGUGAGGAGUGCAGUUUUGCAGAGUGUAUUGUGGACUUUGAAUGAACAUGUUGGUCCCGACGAGCGCAAUGCCCAGAACAAAGCUCGGCGAGAUGGAUAUGCGCGAUUGCAUUUCGCGCUCCCCGUGACGGACUCGCAGGAUGUGGAAGAGGCACGAGGAUUUGAUACUCUCGUCACAUCGCUGCAGUCGUGGUCAUAUUAUUUGAUCCAUCUCCCUUACUGUAGCGGCACCAAGAGGGAUCUAAAUCGACCGGACAGAUAUGAUUGA
Fulvia fulva is the source of this 918-nucleotide messenger RNA. RefSeq lists its product as uncharacterized. Bases 1 to 918 code for a protein of 305 amino acids. The transcript has a single exon. The record is from RefSeq and is a predicted model, not a curated record. Lineage: Eukaryota; Fungi; Ascomycota; Dothideomycetes; Mycosphaerellales; Mycosphaerellaceae.